Messenger RNA from Oncorhynchus nerka (sockeye salmon), 5542 nucleotides. RefSeq names its product serine/threonine-protein kinase 40-like. Gene Ontology annotation, biological process: protein phosphorylation. The transcript is spliced from 11 exons. NCBI's taxonomy places the organism in Eukaryota, Metazoa, Chordata, Actinopteri, Salmoniformes, Salmonidae. Gene Ontology annotation, molecular function: protein kinase activity; ATP binding. The record is from RefSeq and is a predicted model, not a curated record. Bases 239 to 1558 code for a protein of 439 amino acids.
UGGCGCUGCUAUGGAAAGAUGCGAUCAGAAAGCUGACGAAUGGAAGCUGUUCCCGAGUGGUCAUUUCGGUAAUAGUGGCUAAAACAAACAUUACGCGAUAUCAACCCUCCAUAUACGGUCUCCUUUGGUUGGGAGCAACAAACUGCGUAUGCACCGAACAAAUACUUUUAAAGAAAUGUCCAUGCUGUAGCAUUACAACGCACACUUUCCUCGGCGGUUUCAGCUCGAGAGCUCCAGCAUGUCUAAGCGGCGCUCAUUGGAGAGGGGGGCCGGAGAGACCUCAGGCAGGGCCAGCAAGCUCCUCUGUCCUGGAAUAGCUGGAAGCAACGCCAAGAGGGCAGGUCCCUUUGUCCUGGGGCCUCGUUUGGGGAACUCGCCCGUGCCAAGCAUAGUGCAGUGUCUGGCCAGGAAGGAUGGGACGGAUGACUUCUACCAGCUAAAGAUCCUGACGCUGGAGGAGCGGGGAGACGCGACCGGGGAGACCCAGGAGGAGAGGCAGGGGAAGAUGCUGCUGCACACCGAGUACUCCCUCCUCUCGCUGCUCCAUAACCAGGAUGGAGUGGUGCACCACCAUGGCCUGUUCCAGGACCGGGCGUACGAGAUUGUGGAGGACCCGGAGGCCAACAAUGGCAAGGUGCGCCGACUGAAGAAGCGGAUCUGCCUGGUGCUGGACUGCCUCUGUGCGCACGACUUCAGCGACAAGACUGCGGACCUCAUUAACCUGCAGCACUACGUCAUCAAGGAGAAGCGGCUGAGCGAGCGCGAGGCCAUCGUCAUCUUCUAUGACGUGGUGCGUGUGGUGGAGGCCCUGCACAAGAAAAACAUUGUGCACCGAGACCUGAAGCUUGGAAACAUGGUGCUGAACAAACGAACUCAUCGGAUUACCAUCACCAACUUCUGCCUGGGCAAGCACCUGGUGAGUGAGGACGACCUGCUGAAGGACCAGCGAGGAAGUCCAGCCUACAUCAGUCCUGACGUACUGAGUGGCCGGCCAUACCACGGAAAGCCCAGUGACAUGUGGGCCCUUGGCGUGGUGCUGUUCACCAUGCUCUACGGCCAGUUCCCCUUCUACGACAGCAUACCUCAGGAGCUAUUCCGCAAGAUCAAGGCUGCAGAGUACUCCAUCCCAGAGGACGGGCGUGUGUCGGAGAACACUGUGGGUCUUAUACGGAAGCUGCUGGUGCUAGACCCCCAGCAGAGGCUGACUGCUGCCGAGGUCCUGGAGUCUCUUAGCGGCAUUAUUGCCUCAUGGCAGUCGGUAUCCUCUUUGACCGGUCCUCUUCAGGUUGUACCGGACAUCGAUGACCAGGUCAGCCACCCAGAGCAUCUCCAGGAGGUGAAAAUGACGGAGGAGUCGUCACAGUACGAGUUUGAGAACUACAUGCGCCAGCAGCUGCUGCUGGCCGAGGAGAAGAACACUAUUCACGAGGCCAAGGCCAGUUUCCUUGCCAAGCGCCAGUUCAGUGCCAUCCCGCCUGUGCGGCGCCUGGGCCACGAUGCCACACCCGUCAGCCCUCUGGACGCAGCCAUCCUGGCCCAGCGCUUCCUCCGGAAGUAGCCCCUUCACCCAUCACCUUGCCCUCUGGGGGACAAGUGGGGUGGGGGACAAGGGUUGGGUCGGGAAGGUACCCUGAAACUAGUAUCUAUGGGAGCUUAGCCCGACCCUCCCUUGGGUAGAGGGAUCCCUAGCUGUGGAGAGUUAGGUAGGUGGAGUGGGAACAGGGGGGGGGGGCCAGAACUGAUCACUCACCUGACAACCUCUCAUAGUUUUCACACUUCAAGUCUGGGUGUCGGUGGUGUGCACAGGAAUGACAUGGCUGGAGAAUCUGAAGAUCUCAACCAAAGGCUCCCACUGAACCCACCCCUCAGCCAGCCAGCUAUGGGCACAUGUGGACUCAGCCAGCCAGCCAGCUAUGGGCACAUGUGGACUCAGCCAGCCAGCUAUGGGCACAUGUGGACUCAGCCAGCCAGCUAUGGGCACAUGUGGACUCAGCCAGCCAGCUAUGGGCACAUGUGGACUCAGCCAGCCAGCUAUGGGCACAUGUGGACUCAGCCAGCCAGCUAUGGGCACAUGUGGACUCAGCCAGCCAGCUAUGGGCACAUGUGGACUCAGCCAGCCAGCUAUGGGCACAUGUGGACUCAGCCAGCCAGCUAUGGGCACAUGUGGACUCAGCCAGCCAGCUAUGGGCACAUGUGGACUCGUACAGGCCAGGGGGAUACCAGACAUGCGUGUGUGUUUGGACAUGGAAAAGCCCCCCCCCAUACGUUUCUCUCUGCUGAGACCUGGCCAUCGCCCUCCUACCUACCCCCAUUUAUUCUUGAAAACCCUGAGCAAUACAGGGCCAGAAGAACCAUGUAGCAACCUUCCUCUAACCUCCCUCUCCUCAACUCUCCAAACUAAGAUCAUGGAUGUAAUUCACUCUAGUUUCCUCAUAACCAAAAUUAUCUGGACUAGUCCCAUCUCUAAGCUGAAGACUUCAAAUCUACCUCUCUCAAUCUUUACUUUUAUUUUUUUGUGUGCAUUUUUAAACCAUGUCCACCAUUCUCGGAAAACAAGGAAUUGUCGGGGUAGUGUUGUCACCGUAGACAGAAAGCAUAUUACUAUGUUUUGGUGCAUAAUGGUUUGGAAUGUGGAAUAUGAAUAAGCUUUUUCCCUUAUGACUAAUAAGUAGCAUUUUAACCUUCUAUCUAUUCUACAUUGAAAAUGCUAACUAUCAAAGGGUGGCCAAAUCGACUACUUCUGUCUUUAAGUCUAGCAGAUUAUAUUGUUUUCUUGUUUUCGCUCUCACUCCCAUUUUUUUUGCAUUUAGGUGUCAAGUACCUGGAAGAGCUGGAUGGGGCGACGUUUAUUAGAUGUUUAAUGUUGAUCCUCUCCCGUUAUUGCUCUUCUAAUUGGCAUCUUUGGUUAAUAAUCACGACGUGGACACUAUAAUUUUUGGGGGGGGGUGAAAUCAUGGCGCUUAACUGAUUGUUAGCCAAGGAAAUGAUACCUCCCCCUCGUUCACCACUGAACAACUUCCAGGUAUUCAACUUCCCGUUUUAUCCUGUGACAUCAUCAUUGUGAGACAGGUAUUGGGCAUGAAUUUGAGUGAAUGGUAAUGCCAGUGAUUGUCAUUGUGUAGAUAAGUGUGAUUUGGGCCAGGGGUGUAUUCGACUAAGCCAGGGCCUUUUCAGUGGUAGGUGCCGACUAGAGCCACGUUAUUGAAGCCCAGUGAGUCAGUGCAGAUCCUUAAACUAACCAUCCUUCCCAAUCUGUUCAUCUUGCCUGCCUCAGUUGCUCGCACACACUGAGAACAUACAGGUUUUUCUAAGACUGGCUGGACUGCAUGUGUCCGCUAUGAAAGAUGGGCAUCCCUCAUUUUGCCCCGGUCUUAGUCGUGAAUGCUCUAGUGCGUAGCCAAGUUUAAAAUCAAACAAAACCGUGAUGAUCAUAGUAGCUCUCCCUUUUAGCUGUUGUAAGUUAUAUUGUAGUAGCUGAGCAUGAAAGACUUACUAUGGUGUUGAUCUUGGUAAUUGAAUAGUGUAAUAUUUCAUAGAGAAACUCAACAGUGAGGUUGUCUGUCGCGUUAUGCACAUUCUCAAGCCUCCCUCUGCUGGCGGUGCCGUAGUGGUGCCAAACGUCGUGAUCAAUCCAAUCAUUCUGCACAGACGCUAACGGCUGUUUCGUCUAAUGUACACUAGUGUCCUUGAAAUACGAUGACAUUGCUAAAGUAGGAAGAUAUUUAGUACGAAAAAUGUUUGCCAUUAUGUCGGCAAAUUUACUUUAGACAGGUGGCAAUGUUGUCAUUUGUUAGCAAAGUUUGUCAAAAAUAGCUGCCAAUGUUGCUAAGCUACUAACUCAUGAACAAUAUUAGUCAUCUGUUCACAUAAGCUUGCCCAUCUUUAUGGGUAUUCGCAUUGCUUAGACCUUCACCCUAUUUAUAUCCAAAUUGAUCACGAGUAGAAACUUGAGUCAGUUUUGUCCUAUUUCAUUGUAUAUUGUCUUUUUCCUCAAUUUCAUGUAUGUUAAUUUUGUUAUUUAUUCACUGUCCAUUUUCAGGCAUCAAAUCUAUUUUCCAUUUUUAGCUUUAAGCAAGAAGUGUUCUGGUUUCAUUUGUUUCUCCAAACAUUCAAACUUGAGCCGCCAUUGCAGUUUUUUCUCUCUAUCAGCCAUGUUCAUUAAAUAUCUCUUUUUAUAUUUUCUUUUACCAUUGCCACACACUCGUGGUCGAUUUAAGCUACACUAAUAAUGAGACUGACUCUGCAUAGUUCUAUUUUUUACACAAAUAAUCGUGCAUUAUGAUGAUUUAUGGUAGUGAUCUGUUUAUUACCCGGAUCCCAGUUCUGUUUGUGCAGACUUGCCAACUCCUGUUUCCUUGACAAUGACCAGCACAAACAGUUCUGGGACCAGGCCAACUGUUUAUCGCCCCAUACCAGACUUUUGGUCAGUAUGUAAAUAUAAUACCAUCAUUACAGCGACAACACCAGUAGAGCUUCCAUCUAGUGGAACGAUACCAGCUCUGAUCAGGGGUACAUUCAGUAAGGUGAUAUGUUGCAGAUAGGAAUGUGUUGAAUAGAACUGACAUGAUUCCAAAUUCAACAUGACAGGAAAUCAUAUCUUCAUCUGAACGUUUUGUAACAUUGCACACUCUUGAACAGCUCCGCUUUAACACAAAUUCUAUAUAGACAUGCAUUAGAGGCAAUGCUAGCCACCACCUUUUGAGAAAAAUAAAUAAAUACAUGUAAUGAGAUUUUGAGAUGUUAGCUUUUUUCCCACCUCAAUGUGAAUUUCUGGGUAUAAAAGCAGUAUUGUAGUUGAUAGUGUGUCAGUAGUUCAUGAGAAAAGGGUAUUUUGUGAACUCCACGGCCCUUGCUGAAGUUCAAGGCAAAUUUGUCAUCCCGUCUUACUUGAGGGUGACCAUAACCCACUAUUGGAUAUAAAUAUGCAGGUUUAUUAGGUAAGACCCUUGAUAGUAAUGCAUUAUCAAGAUAGUGUUCACAUUUGGCUGUUGGACUUGUCCCAUUUGUCUAUGAAAGUUGUCCCCUUCAUAGAUGUUCUGUGGACUGAAAGCACCAUACGAAGCAUGAUCUUGAGCUCUUUGUAAAAUGUGAUUUUGCAUGAUUUUUAUUUUUUACUUGCAAGGUGUUCCCACAAUUAUUAUUGCCUGAAAUCAACCAACCAGGAAGAAUUGGGAAUUUGAGUCUUACAGAAAAACCUAAUGUUUUUCAUAAUACAUCCGAUUUUUCAGUUAAUGAACAUUCAACUUAAGUUUUCAUUUUUACUAUAAUUCAAAAAUAUGGGAAAUAUCUGUCAGUUUAACGAUGUAUUUGAUUUGCUGAAUAUUACAACUGGAAAAUAGAUGGUGUAUGAUGUGGUGGUAAAAAAUGGUUGAAAACCAGCAGGAUUUGUUGUAAGCUGCUUUGUUGGAUAUAUGAGCAUCUAAUACAAAAACCUGGCUAAUUGUACAGAGAUGGGAAAAAAAGUUUGUAUAAAAGACAUAUUUUUGUACUUCAUCAAAUCUCUACAUGCAUGUCGGCAAUAAACUUUGAUAUGGAAAAGUAA